This is a messenger RNA of Miscanthus lutarioriparius, 1005 nucleotides long. NCBI's taxonomy places the organism in Eukaryota, Viridiplantae, Streptophyta, Magnoliopsida, Poales, Poaceae. The record is from the annotation of a GenBank genome assembly.
AUGAGGCGCCUGAGUGACAACUUGAUGCAGGAGGUGGCGACCAACCCAGAGUUUGAUUCCUUGCGGGGCCUGCUCCCCUGGAUGCAUUCCUAUUUACAUGCCUGUCCUCGCCACCUCAAGAAAUGCAUGCUGUAUCUAUCAAUCUUUCCUCAGGACACCAUCAUUCGGAGAAGGCGUUUGAUCAGGCGAUGGAUCGCCGAGGGCUACUCAAAGGGCAAAGACAGCAAUAGCACCGACAAGUACGCAGAGAAGAUGUUCGAUGAGGUUGCAGCACUGAGUAUCAUGCUGCCAGUACUACUGGAUGCAAGCAAUAAGGUGACUGGGUACCGAGUCAACGGUUUCUUCCGCGAGUACAUCAUGUCACGGCCAGUGGAAGAGACCAUUUUCUUUCCAUUGGAAGUCUCUGCACUGGAGAAGCAGGGGCAUGACCGCCUGACCAUCGGGAGCACCGGCCUAGCCAUCGGGAGCACAUGGGAAAGAGAUCGGGUUUUUCUUCGAGAGUUUGGACUUCUCACGGCUACGGUCGCUGACGGUGUUUCAAUUGUUUUGGCCAUUAUUCUACGUGUCGGACAGGAUGAGGGUGCUUCGGGUGCUGGAUCUAGAGAAUGCAGGCCAAGACAGAGGGAGAUCACUCGUCUGCCAGACUCCGUGGGCAUACCGCUGCUCGGGAACCUACCAAGUCUGCAUACUCUGCGCCUUCGCGUCAGCAAGGAUCAACAACAUGGUGAGGUCCUCGAGAUUGCCUGCAAAUCCAAGUUGCAUGUAAGGUUUGACGAGGGAGUCAUCCAGAAGCUUGAGCUGCUGAAGGUCCACUGCCUUGAAGGUUCAGAGAUGCAGUUUUUGACGCUAGAGCACCCGGUUUCCCCCAAGCAAGUAUGGCUUCUGGGUUCCUUUGACGACGCACUCAAGGAAGCAGUCCAGCAGCAGCUUGUGAAGCACCCGAAGAAACCUGCUCCGAAGCUGGAGGUCCGCCGGCCACGUUCAUACCAGGUGUGGAGAUCGUGA